Molecule: messenger RNA, 754 nt
Organism: Arachis duranensis
Lineage: Eukaryota; Viridiplantae; Streptophyta; Magnoliopsida; Fabales; Fabaceae
Product: auxin-responsive protein SAUR21-like
Exons: 1
Coding region: 90-386 (98 amino acids)
Biological process (GO): response to auxin
Source: RefSeq, a predicted model, not a curated record
AUCUUUCAUCAAGUUUUCACAACAACAUUAUCCAUCAACAAGUACUUUCUUCAAAAAAAGGAAAAAAAAAUCCACAUUCUCAGAAAACUAUGGCUAUUCGUUUGCCUUCUUCGGUGAUCCAUGCUAAACGUGUCCUUGGCCGCUCUCUUUCAGGUGGCAAAAAGGUGUCUGGAAAUGUGCAAAAAGGGUAUCUUGCAGUCUAUGUUGGAGAAGAGAUGCAAAAGAAGAGAUAUAUGGUUCCUAUAUCAUACUUGCAUGAACCUGCUUUUCAACAAUUGCUAAGUGAAGCAGAGGAAGAAUUCGGAUUUAAUCACUCAAUGGGAGGUCUAACAAUUCCUUGCAGUGAAGACAUCUUUUGCAGUGUGACUUCUCAGUUAAAAAGUUAGAAAGCAAGCAGGUUCAUCAUUCAUUUCACAUGCUUUUCUUUCCACUGAUAUGCCAAAAGCAUGCAACACCAAAAAUGCAAAAGCGACUUGAAUCGAGUGGUAGUUAGUAGCAGAUCACAACAGCUUGAGAGCAAAUUGACCAGGUUAUGAUCUUUGCAGCCAUUUCAAAUGGACUAGAACCAAAGAUUUCAAUCCAUUCUGCUGUUGAAUCUUGCUGAAAUGGAGACCAAGCAUUUUGGAUAUCACUUCAUGCUUUAUCCAAUUGAUGAUCACACAAAAUCCCAUAAUGGAUAGAGUUGAUUGUGAGAAUUUGAGUUGAUGAUCAAAAAGCUGAAAAUGCACCAUCAGCUCUAUGUAAUUUUGUAUAG